UGGGACAGCUGGUGCUCUGAACAGAAUACAGUAUCUCACAGUAAGAGAGUCGUAUCUAUAUUCGUACUUUGUGUUAUUUGGCAGUCCAGUUGUACAUGUGAUGAACAUUCAAUUGUCGGGUGCGGUGUUUCAAAGAAUAGAUCGCUUGUGUUUACGUGGCCGGGGAUGUUUGUGAUAACCUCAUGCUGCAUCAGAUACCUUGCUAAUCUCCAAAUAGAUGUGUAGUUUGGCUGUGUUUUUUUUUUUUCCUUUGCAUGGCUCGUGUUUAGCGUAUUUUGGGUGGUCUUUUGGUUAUGUCCACGAAAGGUUCACACAAAUGACGUAGGGGAACAAAGCCAGAAAAGAGCCAAAACCUGCCCAAACUACACAUCUGCUUCGAGACUACCAUUUCUUUAGCUGCAACGGAGAGUCGUCAUGUGUCAGAUUAUACUCGUUCAGUCCGGCUUAGAGUGGUGGAGUCUGGUGGGAAGGAAACGACUUUCCCCUCCCCUGGUUACUGCUGUACCGAUGUAGAGUUCGCAUUAUGAUGAAGUCGGGCCCAUGGGUAUCCUAAGGGGCGCCAAUUGAGCACUGAGGAAUGUGCAGACGGAGAAUGAGACGUUAUUCAAUGUCGGGAACACAUCUCGUAAUUUACCAGGUUGAAGGUACAUUCCUGUCACGUAAAAUACACAGUACUACAUGUAUUUGUAAUAUUGUAUGUUGCUUUUGAAAUCACUACUGCGUAAAUCCCAAAGUAACAAUGAAAAUGGAAAAUAACUGCAGUCUUGCUGUUGACAAUGACGUAUACAUGCAGGAAUCCCACCGGUCCUUGUACUUGUAAAUAUUGGACAGAUAGGAAAACCAAAUAACACAUGAUACCACCUCUGAUCGUCCAAAAAGCCUCACCUCCUGUUAUCGAUCGUGUUUGAAAAUUAAUCCGAUUUGGAUAAACACGUCACAUGUGUCCUUCAUAUGAGACUAAAAGGGAAUUGUUCCCAGAAGACCGUUACAUGACUAGAUUGUGACGUGCGCGCAGCACUGUACGGUUUCACUCCCACCCCGUGACACAAAGAGCCGGAACUUCAUCUGGCUUGCUGUGGAGAGCACAGUGUUGGAUAAAUCAAUGCUGGGCUCCAAGUCAAGGGGCUCAGGCUCUAAACUUUUAACCUCCAUUAUAGUCUCCGGAAUCAAUCAUUUCGUUACCGCAGACGCUUCCUACAGUUCGCCGUCUGUAGGCGCUCUAUCUUAUUUUCAUUCCUGUUGAGAGAAUUCCAUCUCAGUCCCAUUUAUAUGUAACAGCGCGAAGAGGUCAGCACAAGUGGACCGGGCGAACAACAUGUCGGCGAACACCACAAUCUCUCCCACCGAGACAACCGCUAACUUCACCGCCAACUCCACCGAGGAUCCAGUCGGGUCCUGUUUCGCCGCCAACCCGUACAGUACCGGGGUCCAGGCCGUUCUGGGUCUGAUCACGGUGAUUCUCAUCCUUCUGACUGUGAUAGGUAACGUGUUGGUGAUCCUAGCUGUCACCUGCCACCGUAAAAUGCGCACCGUCACAAACUUUCUCAUAGUAUCGCUCGCCUGUGCGGACCUCAGCGUGGGGAUCACCGUCCUUCCCUUCGCUGCCACCAACGACAUCCUCGGCUACUGGCCGUUCGGCGCCUACUGCGACGUCUGGGUGUCGUUCGACGUGCUGAACUCCACGGCCAGUAUCCUGAACCUGGUUGUGAUCGCGUUCGACCGAUUCCUCGCCAUCACAGCCCCGUUUACCUACCACACUCGCAUGACGGAACGAACUGCCGGCAUACUAAUAGCGACAGUGUGGGGGAUCUCGCUGGUGAUGUCCUUCCUGCCCAUCCAAGCGGGCUGGUACAGGGACAACCUGUCCGCGGAAGCCUUGGCGAUCUAUGCCGACCCGUGUUUAUGUAUCUUCACCGCGAGCACUGCUUACACCAUCGUGUCGUCUCUCAUAUCUUUCUACAUUCCUCUCCUCAUCAUGCUCGUGUUCUACGGCAACAUCUUCAAGGCAGCCCGAGACCAAGCCCGUAAGAUCGACGCUCUGGAAGGGCGGAUAGAGCAGGAAAACAACCGACGUGGCAAGAAAAUAUCUCUGGCAAAAGAGAAAAAGGCGGCGAAGACACUCGGCAUCAUCAUGGGAGUGUUUAUCCUGUGUUGGUUGCCGUUUUUCGUGGUGAACAUUGUGAACCCGUUCUGCGACAGGUGUGUGCCGGAUGAAGUGUUUAUCGCGCUGACCUGGCUCGGGUGGAUCAACUCUUGCUUCAAUCCGAUCAUCUAUGCCUUCAACAAGGAGUUCAGAAAGGUGUUCGUAAAGAUGAUCUGUUGUUACAAGUGUAGAGGUGUGACAAUGGGACCUAAUCACGCAGACUUGAACUACGACCCGGUGGCGAUGCGGCUAAAGAAGAAGGGAGAACAUCACAACGGGGACGUCAACGGGGACGUCAACGGCAAGGCUAACGGCAACGUGGACAUAGAAGGCGGAGAGGGAACGUCAAGUUCGUAAGAUAACGCGUUUAGUUUAGGCGAAAUUCGAAAGGGAGCUGGACUCUCAUUAAGACUUUAACCAACGGUCCCAAGGGUCGAUAGAAAAACCGAGAGGCAUAUCUAAUCCCAAUGCCAAUAACAUUUUCAAAGACUGAAGGCGAGUGUGUAUAUUGUAAGAUUUGCCAGUACAGCAUCAUUAUCAUUAGACGAUAUCAGCGGUGGAUAUAGAAUAAAACAACAUAGACUUGGCUUGACAGAGAGCGUACCCAAGGACAUAUUCCAUUGACAAACGGCUAUGGACACAAGCACAGCUGAAUCAUAGCAUAAAAACCUAAAAGACCUGUGGUGAAGACAGAGUCUAUCAAACCUAAAGGAGUGCAUUGUCAGAGCAUGUCUAUAGAAGAUCUUACAAGCAGACUCAAGGAAGUCGAACUCUCAAAGAAAGACUACGAAGAGGAAAAGCACAGAGUCAAGAGGGAAAAUCUGUGAAACGACUUGGAAAAUAUGGCGACUUUUGAAACUCGAACCUACGAUGGCGUACAGUGAAGUAAACAUUGCUAGUCUAUCGGCCGUGAGCCGAGGACACUAGAUCGGUUCCGCCGUGCCGACCAUGACAUGAGUCAAUGACAUCAUUCAGAGAACCACACGGGAGAUAUUGUUUUCAAGUCACCACGAUGACGGCAAUACCAUGUAAAUAAUGUACAAGGUAGGAAACAAUGUGACGUGCUUACUGUGACUCUAACGUCAUGAAGUGUCUGCUUACCAGCACUUCUAAGAAACAGGUACACAGUUUAGAUAUUAUUUAUUUUUUGGGACUUAUUUAUCAAAUCAUUGUGUGCAAAUUUGUCUGUAAAGACACAGAAGUAUGUAACAAAUAAUCAAUGUGUAACUUUCAUUGUCAUUGAGGGUGCUUGUCUACAUUGGGGAUUGGUGUAUUUCAAAUGACUAGUCAUAAAGAAAUGUGUUUCAACAAAACUUCUGGUUCCAUGUACAAACUUGCUUCAAAUUUGUUUGAAUGAUUUAACCAGUUCUGUUUUCACAUGCAUGGUAACAUAAAAAAUGCAGCAUAUAGCGUAGCAAUGUUCAGAUCAUGACACGGGGACAGUGUAAUAAUACAUUCUUUUUCCGAAAGGAUCCUCUUUGCUAUAAGGCAACAGGGCAAUAAUGCAUUUUUUUCCAUUUCCGUUUGCGUGCAAGGUGAAAACUUAAUACGUUACUUAUUCGUAAGUGAUACAAACCUUAGAUAGAUCUAACGUGUUAUUGAUCGUGAUUCGGACCACUGUUGUGACCGAUUUCCAUUGAAAGCGUCUUGGUAAUGGUAACCGAAUUUGUAUCGUCAGGUGUCAGUGACACCAAUUAUAAUGGUUGUCUAAAAAUAAACGAAGUAUGAUCCUUCAUAAACAAGUCGCAUACAAAUGUAGACUAUACUAAAUAAUGGACUAAAAACUUCAAAACAUCAGAGCACUCAGGACAAAGGCAAAGGAUUCUGUGCUGAAUUCUGUUUUGGAAACGGGGAUGACCUAUUUCAGUAACAUUUCAGUAACAAUUGAGGCGUGUCAAAAACACAUGUCUUACACCAAUCCUGCUGAACUAAAUAUAUCUACACCAUUCAAUAAAUUUUCUUUGCAAAAAGGGUAGACUAUAGUCAUAACCACCACGAAAAGAAGAUUAAUGAGUCCCUUGCCCUUAGACUGAGUGAGUUCAUGUUAGACAACAAUAAUGGGUAACCACAUGAGGACACAACAAGCAGGGUGUUGUUGUCAGGUUUUGUUUGUGUAGCUGAGAUGAACAGCACUGAUCUCUCAUUAGCGGAAACCGAUACCCUUCCACGGGCUGACCUACCAGCUCCAGCACCUUUGUUCUCAGUGAGUCUCGGGUUACCUAUCCUUGCAGAAAGGCAUGUGGGGCAGAAGGAUCACAACACUUCUGGACAACACUUUCUGACCCAGUACCCACUUAGAUACAGCACAGUGUUUAUAGGUGCAAUAUAUCUCCAAGCAAGUAUUGGGUAGAACGUCCCGUGUUUCUGCUGUUACGUUUUCGUCACAUGCGGUUAUGUGUCAGAGGGGAU
This is a messenger RNA of Branchiostoma floridae (Florida lancelet), 4552 nucleotides long. RefSeq names its product beta-2 adrenergic receptor-like. NCBI's taxonomy places the organism in Eukaryota, Metazoa, Chordata, Leptocardii, Amphioxiformes, Branchiostomatidae. The transcript has 2 exons. The coding region runs from base 1316 to 2500 and encodes 394 amino acids. The record is from RefSeq and is a predicted model, not a curated record. Gene Ontology annotation, cellular component: membrane. Gene Ontology annotation, molecular function: neuropeptide Y receptor activity. Gene Ontology annotation, biological process: adenylate cyclase-activating adrenergic receptor signaling pathway.